Molecule: messenger RNA, 1674 nt
Organism: Solanum verrucosum
Lineage: Eukaryota; Viridiplantae; Streptophyta; Magnoliopsida; Solanales; Solanaceae
Exons: 3
Coding region: 1-1674 (557 amino acids)
Source: RefSeq, a predicted model, not a curated record
AUGGCAGCACCACUUACCCCACAAGAAGGAGCUUCUCAAACUCGACCACCAUUGUUCAAUGGAAAGUACUAUGGAUGGUGGAAAAACUGUAUGAUGGAUCACUUGAUAGGCAAAAAUCCCAAUCUUUGGAGUGUAGUUCUGGAUGGUCCUACUAUACCCAUGAAGAAGGGAGACGAUGGAGUCACGAUGGUUCCUAAGGAAAGAAAAGAAUGGGAUGUUGUAGACAAACUUGCUAUUCAAAAUAACGCAAAAUCCAAAAAGAUUCUAAUUUGUGGCAUAGGACCAGACGAGUAUAAUAGGAUUUCAUCAUGUGAGGAUGCAAAGUCAAUUUGGAAAACUCUACAAACUGCACACGAAGGUACAACUCAGGUUAAGAAAUCUAAAAUCGACAACUUGAAUAGACAAUAUGAACUAUUCAGAAUGAUGGAAGGAGAAAAAAUCCAAGAUAUGCACACCAGGUUCACUGCAAUCAUUAAUGAGAUUUAUUUGUUAGGAGAAGUAAUUCCAAAUGGAAAGGCUGUCAGAAAACUCUUAAGCGUUCUACCAGAAUCCUGGGAAAGUAAAGUAGAGGCCAUUACUGAAGCACGUGACCUAGAUAAACUAGCCAUUGAUGAGCUCAUUGGAAAUCUCAUAACAUAUGAACUAAAGAAAAGCCAAGAGAGGGAAAUAUGCAGUAAAAGAAAGGAGAAGAACCUGGUUCUUAAAGCCACAACACCUGAAGAUUUUGAAGAUGAGAAUAUUGCACUUAUGACAAAGAGGAGAAUGACUAACCAAGAGGCUGAUAUCUCAAUGAAUAAAGCAUUUGCUGCAAUGGGAGGCAUGUCAGAAGAUGAGUCCGAAGAUGAGGAAGUUGAAAAUCAAUCCCUACUUGCAAUAGAGAAAACUGACAAAUAUGACUUUCUUGCACUAGUAGCCAUAACUGAACCAGGAGAGAAGGAAAAUAGUUGUCAAACACAUGAAACAAUUCAAGCACUGAUGGUUGAAUCAGACUCUGAAGAAGAAGAAGAAGACAUGCAUGACCAGGAUUCAGUGGGAGAAAAGCUAAGACAUUGGUACCUGGGCAGCACAUGUUCCAGGCAGAUGACUGGAGAUAGAAACAACUUCCUCUCACAAAAAGAUUUUAAGGGUGGAAACGUAGCCUUUGGGAAUAGAAAAACUGGAGAAAUACAAGGAAUUGGAAAGGUGGGGCUCAACCUCAAACAAGCAAUUAACAAUGUGUAUUAUGUGAAUGGAUUACAACACAAUUUGCUAAGUAUAUCUCAAAUGUGCAACCAAGGAAAUAAAGUGAUAUUUACUACUGAUGAAUGUAAAGUGGUAAACUCAACCACAGAGGAACUGGUUCUCCUUGGAAAAAGGCACAAAAAUGUAUAUAAAACUGAGAUAAUGAGUCCAGAAAAUUCACCCACCUGCCUCAGUGCCAUCACUGAAAACUCCUUUCUCUGGCACAAUAGGUUGGGGCAUAUUAGUUUUUCUACAAUUAACAAAUUAAUAUCAAAGGAACUGGCUAGAGGAUUACCUGAAACGAAGCUUAAUAGUGAACAAAUCUAUGGUGCAUGUGCUCAAGGUAAACAGAUAAAAUCCUCUUUCAAACCAAAGGCAGUGGUUAGCACAACAAAACCUCUAGAACUGCUCCACAUGGACUUAUGUGGACCAAUGUGCGUGCUAAGUAAAUGA